AUUUUAUCACUAGGCAACCAUCAUAAUUAUCACCAUGACGAUCACAUGGAGGAUGAACAGGACACCGACCACUCUCAUCAUAUUGGUUGGGUUCAUCACGAUGACGAUGAAUCUGAAAAUCACUCAAACGAAGGAGAGCGGCAUGGAGGCCAUCACGACGAUGGAGAGGAAUAUCACGAAGAGGGUCACCAUGGUGAUGACGACGUUCACGAUCAUUAUGACGAUGAGAUGGAGCACCACGAAGGAGAUGAACAUGGCGGCGGCCAUCACGGUCAUGACGACGUCCACGAUCAAUAUGACGAUGAAAUGGAACACCACGAAGGAGAUGAACAUGGUGGCGGCGAUCACGGUCAUGACGACGUACACGACCAUUAUGACGAUGAAAUGGAGCACCACGAGGGAGAUCAGCACCAUGGAAUGAAUAGAGCGUGCAAGAAAAGUGAUAUAAACUGCUAUGCUAAACCAAUCGAAGUCAACAUAAAAUCAAAAAGUGACCACAUUGGUGUAAAUGACCUGAAAGAGAUACAAAACAUUAUCAAUGGACGUCCGUUUCACAAAGAGUAUGACGAACGUAAGAACGAUGGAGAACACUUCCAUCGCACCCACGAAGAUAUUGAAAUAGAUGGAGCACCUGAUAACAAAGAAAGCGCGGUGGAGGAGAGUGUAGAUGAUCGCAGUGAUGUUGAACGAGAUGGAGGUACUAGAGAAAGUUCUGAUCGCAUGGACAAUCAGCACAAUGAAGGAGGGUUGGAAGAAGGCGAGCCUGUUGAAGGAGAGCAGGGAAAUAGAAAGACUAACUUUGUCACUGACGCAAAAGAAGCUGAUACUGUUUUACCAGAGCAGUACAAAGAAGAAGAAAGAAAUCGUUUUAAGGAAACAUUAAGCAAAGAAACAAAAGCUCUUGCAGAUUUAUACAACCAUCCAGAAAAUGAUGGAGAUAACACAAAAGGGCCAGAAGAAAAAUUUAUGGAGAAAGCAUCAAAAUUGACUGGAACGAAUUGGGGUUUAAAUCGGAGAGGUUAUCAAAGAACUAUCAUUGCAAAAAGUCCCACGAGCGGUAUUCAUUUAGGUAGAAAUGCAAGAUACAUUUCCUCUCAGGUGAAAUCAUAUCAUUUUGACAGAACUAAAAAACAACAUCACCAAAAGAAAAACUCACAUCUUAAAUCUCGAAAAUAUAGGAAAAAACAACAUGGUCGGAAACUAAUGCAGAAAACACAAGGCAAUGCUACGAGUAAAAAACAUAUAUUACCAUUUGGUGAGAAAAUAAACUUUCGUGAAUUAACAUGGUUAAUGAACAAGUCUCCAGAAGCAAUAUCCAGGCAAACGGACGAUAAAUUCACAGACCAGAAUAAAGUAAAGCCAGAGAGCGAAGUGGAUGGUUACGCAAAAGAUAGAUUAAAGAAUGAAUGGAAUGAAGAAGAGAAUAGAUUUUCUGAUCGUAUUAAAAACUGGAAUAGAAAACACAAAAGCAAGGAAAAUGCGCCGUCUAUUAGUUGGCAUGGUAACAAUGACAAUCCGUCAAUACAUGAUACAAGAGAAGAUGAAAAUAUAAAUGACGACAGCGAAAAAGAAAAAAGUCGCUAUUAUGACAUGGACAAAAGUGACCAAGCCUUUUCAAAUAAACAUCGCGAGAACCCUGGGAAACACAACGGUUUUGCGUCUUUUCCACAUGAGCCAGUGCACUAUCAAACUCACCAUCACGGUUUUCAUAAACCAAGUCGUCAAUCACACAAUAAUGAAAAGUCAGAUAGACAAGCACGUUAUGAACCAUCUGAUAGACAUGAUAAUGAUGAGCUCUCAGAUGAAGAAAACAGCGACCUGAAAAAUUCGGAAAGUGAAAUUAUCCAAGAAGAGAAUAAACAACGACAAGACGAGGAAGACCGUCGUUACCAUGGUGACAACAAUAAUGACGCGGACAGCUAUCAUGAUGACGAUAUUUAUGAGAAGAACAAUAGCAACAUUGAACGACAAAACGAUGAUGGCUACGAAAAUGACGUUGAACACCCAGGAAGACGUUACGACAAUUAUCAAAAUAUUGAUUACGACGACGACGACGGCGAUAAAGAUGGCGGAAAUCCCCAUGGUUACAGAAAUGAAAAAGAAGAUGAUGUGACAUUAAAACAUGUCAAUAAGACUGGUAAAUAUCCAGCGGAUAGUAAUAUGGAUAACACAACUGUUCAUGGUGCGAAUAUCUCCUCCGUAUCUCAUGGUUGUAACUUAACAAUUAUGGAUAAUAGCACCAUAGACUUAACUCAACUCGUUAAUGCAUCGAAUAUAACAUCUAUGGAGGAGAGGACGGAGGAAGAUCAACCAAGUAAAACUGGAAAUUUUCAUGAAAAGUUAAGAACAAACGAACAGCUUAACAUUGGUGCAAAGAACAACACCAUGGAAAAGAACGACACCAGAGAAAAGAACGACACGACUGAAAAAAACGACGUAGACAAAAAAUAUGACCAACGGGAAAAAUAUGACGUACGUGAAGAAGAUCAAAGGAUAGAAAAAGGGAAAGAGAAUGACAACAACGAAACUAAUAACAAAACCCAGCAGAAUCAACAACAACAUGGAAUGAAAAAUGCCUAUCACGAUGAAGAAGAUUUUAAAAACUUGCAUGUCGAAAAAAUUCCAUGGGGAAUAAAACGAAGCCAAGCUAGUGGGACAUAUAUAAACCAAGCAAGCAAGACAAGUAUUAAAACUAUUUCAGAUGGGUUUGACGCAGUUGUUAAUUCUAAAUUUGGUCAAUAUUCUGCGAACACAAAAAACGGUCCAAAAUUCAAGUUAUUCCAGGGACUUAGAGCAAACAAAGGAUACAAGCGAGCACUGAGUCAAGUGGGUGGAUUAAAUUAUCAGAGCAGUGAUGCCACGAAAAGCAUGCAAGAGCUGCAAUGGUUGCUUAGCAGUCCGGAACCUAACAUGGGUAGGAAUGAGGAAGCCGUCGAUAACAACUUUGAAGUUUUUAAUCCAUCAAAUCAGUUGGACACCCAGGGCGAUGAUAGAUCAAUCACGCCCUGGGUUAACAAGAAUUUAUAUCCCAACCUCCAUGAUGAUUCGUACCAGCCAAGCGAUAGCGGAGACGAAUACGACUAUUCGGAUAGGUCGGAGAGAACUGAACAUAAUAAUAUGGAAAAUAAUUAUCGACCUUAUCGCCCCUAUAAAAGGGGAAGAUAUUUGCGUCGAAAUCCUUGGUAUAUUACAGGUUAUGAAAGAGAGGACAUCGCACAGCGAAAAAAGGCUAAACAUGACGAGAAGCACUUUCCAUUGGUGGAAGAACAUAACGGUCAUGGUCUUCACCAGACUCCUAAAGAAAAAAAAACAGAGGACGGAGAAUUUAAAAGCCACCACAAAGAAAAAGAAGUCGAUAAUUUCAAGGAGCACGAAGAAAGAGAGAAACAUGAAAGAGAGGCUCAGCAUUUAGAAGAACUUGAGGGUAACCAUGAUCAUAAGGCGCACGAGGAGAAAGAAAGACAUAAAGGAGGAGAGCAUGAGCUUGAAAGGGGAGAACAUGAACAACAGCAAGAACAUAGAGAAGGUAUGACAAUACAUAAACCAGAAGAAGAACACGACGAAGAAGAACAUGAAGAGCACAAAGAAGAAGAGCAUGAGGCACAUGAAGAUAAAACCCACCAUAAGGAACACGACAAAGGAGAGCAUGAAAUGGAAGAACACGAACUUGAUGAACACGAUGAGCGACAUGAAGAACAUGAUGAUCUUCAUAAAGAGAAGCAUCAUCAUAAAGAACCAGACGAAGAAGAGCACGUGAUAGAAGACCACGAGGAAAAAGAACAUACUGGUGUUUAUGAAGAAAAGCACCAUCAUGAAGGACCCAAAGAGCAUAAAAUGGAAGAACACGAAAAACAACAGGAAGAACAUGAUCACGGUCAUGAAGAAAAGCAUCAUAAUAAAGAACACGAAGAUGGAGAGGAGAUAGAACACAAGCCUGAGAAGGAAAAGCAUGGUGAAGAGUUUCACAACACAAACCAUGAGGAAGACGAACACUUUCACGAAAGUCAUAGAGGACGUAAAGAAGAGCAUGAAAAAUACAGAAAAGAACACCACCAUGACUACAAAAACACUGAGAGGAAUGAUGAUCAUGACAGAAAUGACCAUCAGGAGGAGGAGGACGACGAAGAGCACCAUAUGGGUGAAGACAUACACGGGUGGUCAGGAUAUAGUAAAGAUCAUUUAAAACUAUUCAAUCCAAACUUCGCAGAAUCGUUAAUACCACGUGAAUUAAAAGAGCUGGAAGAGAGACGUCUUCAGCACAAAGUGAAUAAGGAAACAAAAGAAUUGAUGCAUCUUUUCGAUGAUAUCGCGGACCACAAAGUGAAAGAGCCCGAAUCAAGAUUCAUUGGAGAGGCUUCCCAUCUUAUCGGCACGAAGUGGGGUCUUAACGGAGACUUAGGGUAUAAAGUUUAUUAUCCACACAUACCUCAUGGUGAUCACGAGUUUCAUCACAUUGUUGUAAAUAUCAACGACGAAGGUGUGCACGAUUAUAACUCCCACACGGAGGAUGAUUACUCCAGGUACCGGCAACAUGACCAGUAUGAAAAUGGCUAUAAAAGGAGCCCAGUACAAAUGCUUCCGAAAAACCUAAAUACUAAGCCGAACGUACGUAUAAACAGUUUUCCACUGUCGAUAUUAAAUACCAAGACAGGAAAGUAUACAAACAAAAAAGUAAAAUUGAAAAGAAGAAAGAAACAUUCCAGUAAAAAGAAUAUUUUUAAAAAGAAAUUUAAAAGUUUUGAAAUUGGAGUAAAGAGAGAUUUGUUGUUUCAAAAUUGUGGAAUGCAAGGUGAAUAUAAGGAAGGAGGUGAGAUGGACAUAGCAAUUGAUGAUGUGAAGUUCAAACCGAACUGUGGACAGGUCGAAGCACAAAAAGACUUGCCCACAGAGAGAGAUUCUCCAACAAAAAGUGAUGAAAGAAUUGCAAACAUGUUGUAUACAGAGGUAGAUGACGCAGAUCAUCACAGGUUUGGAGAUCCUGAAGAGUCAACAGGAAAAGAAUAUAAGCCCAUUAAAAACCAAAAAGAAAGUAUGUUUAAUAGUAAUGACAAUAGUCAUUUCUCCGACGACGUCUACCCUCGUCACGACGAUAAUUAUCAGUAUGGCGAUGAAAGACGGCGUGCGCAUGACCGCAUUAAUGAAGUAAUUGAUCGAUUCGAUAAUAUGCAGGAAGGAUCGAGAAAAGAUCGAACAUCGCACGAUACAAGUAGUGAGCAACUGCAGUGGGAUCAAGAUGAACGUGAUAAUGAUGAUCAUGGCAAAACACAAAGUUUACAAAACGAUCACAGCGAUGAAGACAAAAGUCACCAAGAUGGAGAGCAUGUUGAUGACGACCACGAAGGAGAACAUAAAAGUGAUAAAGAUGAUCAUGAGUUUAAUGAUGAUGAGCAUGCUGGGAAAAGUGAUCACCAUGGUAACAAGGAAGAACAUGAAGAAGAACAUAAAGAAGGUAACCAUGGCGAUAACAGUCACGAAGAUAUUGAUGAACAUAACAUGGUGACCGGGCAUUACCACCCGCAUGAUAUUACGUCACAUCACAAUCACGGUGACAUCGAUGAUCAAUUUCAUAAUUACAUGCGCCACUCCAGACAGGCCCAACAUCUACCAUCUAUUGGAUACACUUUGGAUCAUUUACAUGGUCAUGAGAUUGGCUACACAAAAAAUCAAAACACGGCAAAUAGUUGGCAUGGUAACCAUGACUACGGACAUGAUUACUUAGAAGGAGGACAUGAUGGGAAAGGGUCGAUGGGGGGCUUUUCUGCGGGAAGCCACGGACAUGGAGGUUCUUCUGGUGAUAAAGGGGUAGGUUACUAUGGUCCUACCGAAAAUGAUGGUGUUCAUUCCACUGUCAGUAAUGAGGGUCAUGUAAUGCCAUUAUUUACAUACGGCGGACAUACAGAUGGACAUCACAAUGUAGACGAUUAUGGGCAUGACGAGAGCAGUGCUUUUCAUCACGGCGUUCAAGAUGGAAUGCCAGUGGACGACCAUCCAGCGCAUUAUUUAUUCAGACAUUUUACACCAGGUGGAGACUUUAGUGACCUCAGCUUUGAACAUAGCUUGGAUGAUCAUCUUGCGCAUCACGCAAUGCAUGGUGGAUUGCAAAAUCACCAUGACGACCAUCACACCCAUCAUGGACACCAUCAUUUAAACGAAGAAGAUUUCCAUCAAGUAAAUCCCUUAGAUUAUCAUAUUCCAGAAUUUCCAGCAAGAAAGAACAACUAUCAAACCAAUCAUUUCUUUGAGCACGAAACACAACGCAUAGCACAACAUGUUAAUGAAUUCCCAUUAAUCUCUGAUAAGCAGACCGUUCAUCCCAGUGUCUUUCAAGAUCAAAUGGAUAUGCUGCCUUCUGUCUCAGAUUUCAAAACCUUGUCGAUACAUGGCAUUCGCCAUGUCAAGGGAGGAGGUCGAUACGCAGCUGGUGGAACUUUGAUCGGAGCAGGAACAGCUGGAUAUGGCGCCGUAGGCAGACCAGCGGUAGGCAUCGGAUUGGCAGCAGGAGGCGCUGCUGGUGCAGGUAUCUUAAUGGGCGGAAAAUCGCCUCCACUAAAAGCAUUACUGCAGAAAGCUGCUACUAAAAAUUUAGCCCCAAUUGGAUCCGGUCUAAAAUUAGCUGCGGCACCAAUGGUUAAUAUGGGAUUUCCUCAGUUUCAUAUACCAAAAGCCGAAUCCUUACCAACGCCACCCGAUUUUUACAAACCGCUGCCCUUACCUUUUGGACCAAAUCCGUACCAAAUACUAACUUCAGAAGGAUUAGGAUUUAAAGAUACACCACCACCACCUCCACAACCACCACCAAGUUUUUCAAUGGCAUUUUUCAACAAGUUAACAUCUGAAGGAAAUCCUAAACCUCAAAAAGCAGAAAAACCGCCACCAGAUUCUCCACCUGCUCUUCUUCCAGAUCCAAAGCCUCCUCCUCCUCCUCCUCCACCACCACCGCCGCCACCUCCACCACCACCACCACCACCACCACCUCCACCACCACCGCCACCACCACCAAAGAGUGAUGAUAAACCAGAAGAUAAACCUCCAAAGGGAAAGCCAAAACCAGUGGAGGUUUUAAUUUCUGCGGCUAAAAAACCAGAUAAAAAGCCAGACAAAUCACCGGAUAGAAAGCAGAUGUUGUUGUGGAACCCAUUGAUGCCAAUAACUCAAGAUGUUCCUACAUCACCGUUACCAAAGUUAUUGCAAGCGUUAAAUGAAAUGACGAAAAGGUGAUAUCAAUUAAUGCAUCGAUUUGCAGAUGGCGAAGUAAUGAGAAAAAGUGUUGAAUGCUUAAAAUUAAGCCAUUAAGAAGAAAGAAUGAAAACAAUUGUUGCAAUCGAAGAAUGAAAUAACUAAGUGAUUGAACAAUUGUUAAAAUUUUUUAGGUACAAUGACGAAGAAAUAAAAGCAAUUGUUCUAAAUGUUAAAUGAAACGUUGAAAAGAUAGUAACAAUGGUUCAGAAAGUUAGGUGAACUAUUAAUGAAAACAUUAUUAACAGGCGCUGCUGUAUCCAGGAGAUACAAAGACUCGGAAAUAAAAAGAUUUCUUUAUUGGUGGACGGAACCUUUUCUUGAGAACUACACCGUUGUUAAGGCUCGAUCAAAACACUACUUACAUUAAGGAGGCUUGAGCCUUCUUGGUCACACCUAUACAUCUAUGUAUGCAUUUUUAUUAUCUUGUUGCUUCAUAAAGAAAUAUUGUUUGCAACGUUUUUCAAUCAGAGUGAAUGUGAUACUGAUCAGUCUAUUUCGGCAUCAUGUUAAAAAACUUUGUUUCUCCAGUAACCAAACUUUUUCAAGCAGAACGAGUUUGGGAGUUUUACUCACAACUGGGUGAAUUUUCCAGCAAUCGGAAAUUACAUUGAUUUAUCAAAGAUUUAACCUCCUGAAUAAUAGAGAUGGUAUACAUAUGAUACCAGUCGCUAUUUCCGCACCACAUGCUAUUGGAGUUAAAAGAACCAAGAAAGGAAAAAGACACAUCAAUUUAACUUCAGACCGACAUUUUAUGCACUGAUUUCAAAAGGACAUUUGCAUCCUAACUACAGAUCAGGGAAUGAAACAUAAUUUUUGAAUAAAUAGAUUUUAUCCUAAUAGUCAUACAAAUAAUUUCUUAACCAAUCAAAUUUUUUUAAUAGCUCUACGGAGUUUUUUUUUAUCCAAUCACAUUUUUUAGUUGCUAUAUAGAAAUGUUCCUGUCCAAUCACAAUUUAAAAAUAAAAUUAAUUGGUCAGGUUUAGUCUCUAACAUGUUUAGUGUGCCCUAAAAAAAUUGUGCAGUUUGUUGCUUAAUUUUUUUUUCAAAUAUCCUAGAUUAUCGAAAAAAUACUUCAUGGAUGCUAAACACAACAGACAGACUAAUUCAGUAUUUUUUAAAUGUCAAAAUAUAACUCAUCAGAUUGAGAUCAGAAAAGCUAUAUCAUUUUCUAAAAAAUAGUGUAUUAUUUUUUUAUGUAUUUAUUUAUUUUAUAAUUUUAACGUCAGAAAAAUAAUAAUAAUAUUUUUUAUAUUUAGGGUAUUUUUUAAUGAAAUAACUUUUGAUUAUUUCAUAUGUCAACAAAUGGUAUUUAGGGGUGGGAAAAGCUUUUCCUAAAUUCUAAGGCACUCGUUAUAUUUCAUCAUAAG
Molecule: messenger RNA, 8606 nt
Organism: Hydractinia symbiolongicarpus
Lineage: Eukaryota; Metazoa; Cnidaria; Hydrozoa; Anthoathecata; Hydractiniidae
Exons: 3
Coding region: 46-7218 (2390 amino acids)
Source: RefSeq, a predicted model, not a curated record